Molecule: messenger RNA, 485 nt
Organism: Odocoileus virginianus texanus
Lineage: Eukaryota; Metazoa; Chordata; Mammalia; Artiodactyla; Cervidae
Source: RefSeq, a predicted model, not a curated record
AUGUCGGCUCCUGUCGGGCCGCGGGGCCGCCCGGCUCCCACCCCGGCGGCCUCUCAGCCGCCUCUGCAGCCCGAAAUGCCCGACCUCAGCCACCUCACGGAGGAGGAGAGGAAAAUCAUCCUGGCCGUCAUGGAUCGGCAGAAGAAAGAAGAGGAGAAGGAGCAGUCGGUGCUCAAAAAACUUCAUCAGCAGUUUGAAAUGUAUAAGGAGCAGGUAAAGAAGAUGGGUGAAGAAUCACAGCAGCAGCAAGAACAGAAGGGUGAUGCUCCAACCUGUGGCAUCUGCCACAAAACCAAGUUCGCUGACGGAUGUGGCCAUAACUGUUCAUAUUGCCAAACCAAGUUUUGUGCCCGUUGUGGAGGUCGAGUGUCAUUACGCUCAAACAAGGUACAGGAUGAAAGCUGAACUUCCUAAUUCUCUCAUACUUUAAGCUCAUCGUGAAUAAAAUAGACAACGAAAUUAACAUUCAGGUUAAUCAAUGGACA